Molecule: messenger RNA, 1270 nt
Organism: Pelagomonas calceolata
Lineage: Eukaryota; Pelagophyceae; Pelagomonadales; Pelagomonadaceae
Source: the annotation of a GenBank genome assembly
AGGUUGUGCGCGUGAUUCGUGGACGUCUCAGUACUGGAGCGUCGCCUGACGUGGGCCUCGUAGGCGUCUGCGGACAAGGUCGCGUACACGGCCACUGAUUGGGCUCGCCACCGUGCCAGGGCCAGGAGCGAUGAGCGCCGUCGACGAGGCCGCCGCGGCGCUCGCCUACGCGACGCUCAACGACCCGACGCAGCCGCCGCCGCCCUUCGCGCCCGAACGCCACGCCGCCUACCUCAAGCGGGUGGCCGCGGACGCGGGCGCCCUGGAGUACGCCCUGACGGAGUACAUGCGCGUGAGCGGCGUGUACUGGGGCCUGACGGCGAUGCGGCUCCUCGGGAGGGACGCGGCGGCGGAGCUGGGCGGGCCGGCGCUGGUCGAGCUGGCGCGGGGCUGCCAGAACGCCGACGGCGGCUUCGGCGGCGCGCGGGGGCACGACUCGCACGUGCUCUACACGCUGUCGGCGCUGCAGGUCCUGGCGCUGCUCGGCGCGCUGGACCGGUGCGACCGCGCCGCGGCCGCGGCGUACGUCGCCGCGCUCCAGCAGCCGGACGGCUCCUUCUGCGGCGACCGCUGGGGCGAGGUCGACACGCGCUUCUCGUACUGCGCGCUGGCGGCGCUGGCGCUCCUCGGGCGGCUCGGCGACGCCGACGUCGGGCGGGCGGCGGCGUUCGUCGACGCGUGCCGGAACUUCGACGGCGGCUACGGCUGCGCGCCCGGCGCCGAGUCGCACGCGGGCCAGGUCUUCUGCUGCGUGGGCGCGCUGGCGAUCGCGCGGCGCCUGGACCUGGUGGACCGCCCGCUGCUCUGCUGGUGGCUCGCGGAGCGCCAGUGCGACAGCGGGGGGCUCAACGGGCGGCCGGAGAAGCAGGCCGACGUCUGCUACUCGUGGUGGAUCCUCUCGGUGCUGCGCAUGCUCGGCGCGGACCACUGGAUCGACGGCGCGCGGCUCCGGAGCUUCAUCCUCAAGUGCCAGGACCUGCCGGACGGCGGCAUCGCGGACCGGCCGGGCAACUGCCCCGACGUCUUCCACACGUUCUUCGGCGUCGGCGGGCUCUCGCUGCUGGGCGCGCUGCCCGGGGACCGGCCGGGCAUCGACGCCGUCUUCGCGCUGCCCGAGGACGUCGUGGAGUCGCUGGGCCUCGAGGCGCAGACCGUGCCGAGGAACGACGCGUCGCUGCUGGACGCGUGGGCGGCGGAGCGGCGCGGCGGCGGCGCGGCCAUUGUGAAGUAGUAGUAAACGUUGUGCUUUUACUGGACAACACGACGACGC